Molecule: messenger RNA, 1632 nt
Organism: Mycosarcoma maydis (corn smut)
Lineage: Eukaryota; Fungi; Basidiomycota; Ustilaginomycetes; Ustilaginales
Product: putative quinate permease
Exons: 1
Coding region: 1-1632 (543 amino acids)
Biological process (GO): transmembrane transport; carbohydrate transport
Cellular component (GO): membrane
Molecular function (GO): carbohydrate:proton symporter activity
Source: RefSeq, a predicted model, not a curated record
AUGGCUUUCCUCAAGAGGGUCGAAGACAGGCCGACACCUGCGUCGGUCUACAAUUGGCGUGUAUGGAUGCUCUCGUUUAUCGCUUCGUUUGCGUCGAUCAUGAUCGGCUACGAUAGCGCGUUCAUUGGUGGUACACUCGCACUGCCCUCGUUCACAAAGUCGUUUGGCAAGCUGAAUGCCAACACCUCGGGCAACCUGGUAUCGACCUACCAGGCAGGCGCCUUUUUCGGCGCUUUCCUCGGUCACCCUAUUGGUCACUUUUUCGGUCGCAAGCGUGGCUUGUUGAUCACCUCGAUCGUCUUUACGAUCGGUGCUGCCAUCAUGACCGCCGCUUCGCCCGCCACCCACCUGACGCCCAUCUACGUGGGCCGUGCGAUUGCCGGUCUCGCUAUUGGUGCUGCCUCGAACCUCACGCCCAUGUACAUUUCCGAGAUCGCCCCCGCGCCCGCUCGUGGCCAGGCGAUCGGUGUCUACGAGAUUGGCUGGCAGAUCGGUGGCAUCGUCGGUUUCUUUAUCAACUACGGUGUCAUUCAGACUCUGCCUCCCUCGGUCAAGCAGUGGCGCAUUCCCUUUGCGGUGCAACUGAUUCCCGGUGGAAUGCUCAUGAUUGGUUCCCUCUUCCUCGUCGAAUCACCACGAUGGCUGCUCUCCCGUGGAAGGGUCGACGAGGCCCAGCAGAAGCUCGCCUAUAUCCGCCAGCUGCCCACAGACCACCCUUACUUUAUCGAGGAGUUCAACCAGAUGAGCCACUCGAUCGAAGAGAACAAGCGCGUGGCAGGUGGCGACUCUUACUUUGCGCCCUUUAGGUACGUCUUCCGCCAAAAGCACCUUCUCCGCCGCCUUGCCUUUGGUUCGUCGCUCUUCAUUUUUCAAAACGGUACGGGAAUCAAUGCGAUCAACUACUAUUCUCCGACGGUAUUUAAGAGUCUUGGUAUCGUCGGCACCUCGACCGGCCUGCUCGGCACCGGCUGCUUUGGCGUUAUCAAGACGAUCGGAUCGUUUGUCUUUAUCCUCUUCCUCGUCGAAACCGUCGGCCGUCGACGCCUGCUCAUGAUCUCGUCCACCGGUGGCGCCGCCGCCAUGUACUACAUUGCGGCCUACAUUGCAAUCGCCAAGCCGACGCUGCACAAAAAGUCGUCUAUCGACGGUCCCGGUGCGUCGGCGCUCGCAUUUUUCUACAUCUGGACGUGCUUCUACUCGUUCGGUUGGAACCCCUUGCCUUGGGUGUAUGGUGCCGAGUCGUUUGACAACACCGCGCGUCCAGUUGCGCAGAUCUUUAUGGCCGCCAGCAACUGGCUCUACAACUUUGUCAUCUCACAAGCGACGCCGCACAUGUUCCAACGCAUGGGUUGGGGCGUAUACGCGUUUUUCGCCAGCUGCAUGGUGGUCAGCGUCUUCUGGAUCUACUUCCUCAUGCCCGAGACCAAGGGCAUCCCGAUCGAGGAGAUGGACAACCUGCACGAAAAGCGACCUGCGCGCCACGCGCACAGAAUGGUCAUGGAGGAGCUCAGGACCAAAGCAGCAGAACAGCGCGGAGAAGCCGUGCUCGCUAACGACGGCUACCAGCCAUCCGACACAGCGAGCAGCAACGAAAAGGAGGACAACAACCAGGUCAAGAUCAACACCGCUUGA